Molecule: messenger RNA, 2666 nt
Organism: Galleria mellonella (greater wax moth)
Lineage: Eukaryota; Metazoa; Arthropoda; Insecta; Lepidoptera; Pyralidae
Exons: 21
Coding region: 146-2617 (823 amino acids)
Source: RefSeq, a predicted model, not a curated record
UGAUCGCUAUUUAUGACCAAAGAGGAUAAUUAUAAACACUACACUCAUGUCCUUUAGACUUAGUUUGGCAUGUGCAGCCAUUCGAAUUAGUUUACUAUGUUACAUUGCUUUAAUACUUUAAUAUUUAUACAAAUCCCUAGUAUUCAUGGAGACUUGCGUCAGAGGAUUCUCCUUCAUGCCAGAGACUAAAGUUGAAGUAAAAAAUUUGCAGUACAUCGAGGGCGAUGAGCUGCAGCGAACUUGGAAGGCGUCUCGUCGUGAACGGGUAAAGCAGCAGGAACAGAGGAUAUGGGAAAAAUUCGUCAAAGAGCAAGACGUAGUUGAAACUGUCUGCAAAGAUGAUCCUUAUCAGUUUUUGGAGCAGCUACCCGAUGCCUGUCUCAAGGAAUUAUUGGAUGUUGAACUAAAGAAGAUGAGAGAAGAGAAGGACGAAGAAGAAGCUAAUAUAAUGGAGCCUGAUAUACAACCAAAAGGUGACGAUGAUUCCCCAUCACAAGAAAACACCAAUCAACACGUAUUUAUGUUUGUAAAUGAGGCUGAGAAGGAAGACUCUGAUGUGUUCCACAUAUUUGAUGAUAAGGAUGACGAGUCAGGGCCCGAAGACGAAGCGCUGAACGACUCUCUUGGCAGCCCGAAUACAGUACGAGAACAGCAAAAUGAUGACCUAUCGCCGAAAUCAAAGUCGCCCACACCCGAUAAAGUGUCAAGCAAGUCUUCAGAGAAUGUCACCAAUAUGAUAGAGAGUACCAUAUAUUUUGCUAAAGUUAAAGAUUUAAGGAUCAAAUUGACUGAAGAGCUUCUCAGCAUUAUAGAGACAGUGGAACAGCAAAACAUUCUGAACUUAGAACCCGAAGUGCUGACAAAGAUGUCUCGUCGUGCCACUGAAUUUUGCUCGAGGUUUAAUAGAAUAUACUUGUAUCAGCUCCAAAGGCAGAUCCAAGACAUAAAGCGCAAUAACACAGUGGCUUUGCCUUUCGCGAAACACACCCAAUUCCAGUCGCAGAUGGUGAGAAUCGUCUCCCUUCAUCAAAAUAUACUGCAGGCAUUCCAGGUUGCGCACAAAUCGCUGCAGCAGACCGGAUGUGCUGGAGUUCUAGUAGAACCGGGGAAUGGGACAGGAACAACGCCGGGUGGACUCGGCGCCCUCUUGCGGCUGGCUCGAGAAGUGCCACUCCCAGGACCAGAUCCUACGCCUGCUGCCGCCAAUCUCUACUAUGACGAUGUGAUACCAACCUGCGUUAAGUUGGAAAUGCUUCUCAGUGAAUACGCUGCGAAAAUGUCUGAUCACAUGAGGAGUACUGGGAAUACUAAUUCGUCGCAUUUCCAGAAGUCUAGAAAAAGUAUAAGCAAGAAGAAGUCUCGCGGUACUUGGUCCAAAGUCGGUUCUAAAUCCAUAACAGAAGCCGAUGCUCGACUUUCCAUGUACUCGUUGGAAAGUUUACGCAUCAACCUCAAACCGAAAGCAUCAGGCUCUAAAGAUAACCAAUCCAGUGGCACGUCGAAAAUGCGCGGCAGUUUGACUAGCUCCACUCGGAAGCCCCCUGAAACGCAGCCGCCAGCCAAAGGUCACAAGAAGUCCCCUAGGUCUCGCCGUCCGCUGAUGCGCGACCCUCACUCAGGUCAUGCCAAGCGUAAACUCUCCCGAGACACGGAUAUACAAACUAUGGUGGAAGCUGUUGGAACUUGCACAUCAAGUCACAUCAGCCGUGAACCAAGUCCGAAUCUGUCCCCUGUUAAAGGCACUUCUCGCCGCAGUAAAACCAUCACCCCAAGGUCUGCAAAAAUAAAAGACCUCACCCCAAGAAUUACUGCAAAUGCACCCCAAAAUAAACUGUCCGCUCAGAGUUCUAAAGUAAAAAAUAUUCGCAAUAGACCAACGACUCCAAACCAGCAAAAUUUUAAUACGAUUGGCAAUGGUAUUAGAAGAGAUCUUCAAGAUACUAAAAAUAAAUCUGAGGUCGACACCAGCCCUGUAUCAAAAAUAAAUUGCUCCAAUAAGGACAUAAGACAAGAAUGCAAGAAUAUUGAAGAGACAGUGAAGGUGAAUGAUUCACCGCGUCCUAGUAGUAGACUGGAUGACGAGGGACGAGCUCAGAAUACUGGACGUGAUAAAAACAAGACGCCGAUGGUGACGCCGGCCAGGUGCGAGGUGACGACGAUUGUAAAGCAACUGUGCGGUGGGGAUGCCACAGGUUCUUGUAACAGUAACAGGAAUGAGAAAAUAACAGGCGCUAAAAAUGCUCAGCUGGUCUGCAUCAGCGGCGAGAGUCCUCGGCAGCCCAGUACACCGCAAUUACUACGGAUACUGGAAGAGACUAUUCAGAAGAAAGCCCCCAAGCCACUUUAUCAAAAACCUCCUUCUAUCAAGGAUGCAGAACGUUUUCGGCUCACGUUCAAUAUUCCAGAGCAGACGGCCGACAAGCUAUUUCAAUACAGGACCCAAUUCGUUCAGCACAUGCUCACAAGUCCCAUGUAUGCCAACAGUGUGGUUGGAAAGCCAUGGGAGGUGAUUGGCAGAGUCUCCGAGCAAAUAAUUGAUGAUUUAUUAUUAGGAUGUGCCAAUGAAAUGGAACUCAAAGAAGUCAUCCAACGUCUAUAUAAUCAAGAAAUUAAUUGAUUAUUGUCAUAUUUUUUUUUUUAUAUUUCCUUAUAAAUGUUACACAGUU